UCCGAGUUUUUCCUUCGCAAGAAUCUAGCAGAAACGCCCCCCGACAACAGUCUCCAGACUCUCCACCACCUCCCAAAAAAUCUCCACUUCAAAAUUUUCCUUCAAAGAAUCCAUCGUUUCCCCGUUGCGGGCGCCUUUCCUUGAACUCAUCAAUCAGCCCAGAUCGAGAGAAACGAACGGAGAUGUCUGGGUACAAGGCAGAAGAUGAGUAUGAUUAUCUGUUCAAGCUUGUGCUGAUAGGCGAUUCAGGGGUCGGAAAAUCCAAUCUUUUAUCGAGGUUCACCAAGAACGAGUUCAAUCUCGAGUCCAAAUCCACUAUAGGCGUUGAAUUCGCCACCAGGAGCCUGACCAUCGAUGGCAAAGUCAUCAAAGCUCAGAUUUGGGAUACUGCUGGUCAAGAAAGGUACCGUGCCAUUACUAGUGCUUACUAUCGAGGAGCCGUUGGUGCAUUGCUUGUGUAUGAUGUUACUCGACGUCCCACUUUCGAGAAUGUCUUAAGAUGGCUUAGAGAAUUGAGGGAUCAUACUGAUCCAAACAUUGUAGUAAUGCUCAUUGGCAAUAAAUCAGAUCUUCGACAUCUUGUGGCCGUUACGACCGAGGAUGGUAGAGAAUUAGCUGAGAGGGAGUCUCUCUACUUCAUGGAGACAUCUGCUUUGGAAGCGACGAACGUAGAUAAGGCUUUCACGGAAGUGCUUUCUCAGAUUCACCAGAUUGUGAGCAGGAAAGCAGUUGAGGCCAACGAUGAAGCUGCUACUUCAUCUGUUCCAUCUAGAGGGGAACCAAUCAACCUCAAAGAUGAGACAUCUGCUUGGAAAAGACUGGGGUGCUGUUCAAGCUAGGACUAGCAAGGAAGAAUUAAGGUUGGUUGAGGCUGCUCGUGAUUACAUCAACCCUGAAAAUACGGAAAAUGGUACUUUCCUGAAAACUCAAUUUCAACAUAAGCAUCACAAACUGAUAGUUACAUUGGUUGGCCUAUGAAACGUGAAGGCCCUUUAGUAUGCUUUUGGACCAUGGUUUGGGAUUGUCGAUGGCAAACCAUUUUCGUAUAUUAUUUGCAAGAUCUCAUUCCGUCCGUGUAUUAUCUGUCAUCUUUGGUUCGAUCAGGUUUUAGUUGUGUUGGUUGCAUACAUGCGCGCGCCCUUUUUGACUAGGUCAUGCAUUCUUGGUUUGAAAGAAUUGAGACAUUGUUUAAGGUUUACGUUUGGAUGGAUGUUUCUUUUUAGGAUGUACUGAUUGAAGUUGUUUUGAGAAAAUAUCGGAGAAUGUAACUGAGUGUUUGGUUUGUUUUCCGGAAUGUUUUUGAAAAAUA
This is a messenger RNA of Sesamum indicum (sesame), 1309 nucleotides long. RefSeq names its product ras-related protein YPT3. Gene Ontology annotation, molecular function: GTPase activity; GTP binding. The record is from RefSeq and is a predicted model, not a curated record. NCBI's taxonomy places the organism in Eukaryota, Viridiplantae, Streptophyta, Magnoliopsida, Lamiales, Pedaliaceae.